GCGGGAUUCACAGACAGUGCGCUUCUCUGGUUUAGUUACAAACCACUUGCCAUUGGUCAUAUAAUUCAACACCCUUUGGGGUCAAUUUCUUCCCUUUUUCCCACACAUCCUCACAAUGAGGUCUACCAUCCGGUUAUUGGCUAACGUCAAGUCGGCCCGGUACCUUGAGCCUUUCGCUCCUACCGGGUUGACCGGCCUCACCACCCACCCCAGCCCUCGCCCGACUUUGAUCUACCUCUACACAGCUACAUUGCAGAAACUGAAGGCUUUCCCCGAGUCGUCGGUCUAUCGCCAGUCCACCGAGGCUCUGACCCGCCAGCGCCUGCAGAUUAUCGAAUCUACCAAGCCGCCUGGAUUCGAGGCUUGGUUGGAGCGUGUGAAGAAGACAGUGGGCGCUGAGCCUGAGCGAUUCGCAAGCCUCCGCCGCGCCGAUGGUUCAUACGCAGCCAGCCAGCGUGACGAUGGAACCGACAACCCCCGUGGCGAGGAAUGGGAUGGUGAAGCAAUGGAGGCCACCUCUGAGGGCCCUGCCCGUACUCCGGAACAAGAGGCGCAGUGGGAGCAGGCCAUUGAGGACGGAACUAAGACGGAUUCUAAGGGAUCGGAUUUCUACCUGGAGCAAAUGAAAUGGGAGAACGAACCCGCUCUCGAGGCCGACCAGGUCGCCGAUAUUGAGAAGCAGAUUGGUGCUGGUCUCAUUGAAGAAGUCAUUCAGGUUGCCGAGGGCGAACUGAGCCUUGUGGAUGAGAUGCACAAGUCGCAGGCAUGGGAGGAGCUUGAGGAGAAGCCUGUUCCUGGCCAGUGGACUUACUUUGAGCGAUCAUAAAGAGCUCCGACCUACGGAGAUUCUUGAUCAACCCAAAUCACCUGUAUUUAUUAGUCGAGGGGUGUUCGUUUGGAACGAACACAAUUCUGUGACAACUUCUCGCAUUAUGAUCAACCUUUUAUCGCUGUUUCACAUUUAUCAUACCCGGACCAUAAAAGCCUUGCUACACUAUCACCGGGAAACGUAUUCAAUUGAUGUCUUCGGUUAGCAUGUCUCCUGGGGACUUGCAACGGCUGUUAACUGUAGGAAUUAUCUACGAGUCACUGUAGUCAAAUAGCCGUUUAUUUUUCUUUUAGUUCUUACAAUUUAGGAUCAACAAUGGUGAAGUAGUGAAGUCAAUGGCUUCAAGAUCUUACGCCUGGAAGGCAGGCUUGACCCCACA
This is a messenger RNA of Aspergillus wentii DTO 134E9, 1208 nucleotides long. RefSeq names its product complex I NDUFA5 subunit family protein. Bases 116 to 826 code for a protein of 236 amino acids. Gene Ontology annotation, biological process: respiratory electron transport chain. The record is from RefSeq and is a predicted model, not a curated record. The transcript has 3 exons. NCBI's taxonomy places the organism in Eukaryota, Fungi, Ascomycota, Eurotiomycetes, Eurotiales, Aspergillaceae.